AUGAUAAAAUUUAGAUUUUGUAAAUUUGCUUAAAUCAAUAACAUUACAUCACUUAAAAGUAGAAUAGGAGGCAGUUCAAAAACACCAGAGUAUGAUUUAUAUCGCUCUUAUUAUAAUAAAACGAUUGAAGAUGUAAAAGAAUAACCAGGUGUGACAAUUGUCAGAAAUAUAAAUGAUGCAAAAAGAGUCAUUGAUAUAUUAAAUAAAUAUAAAAAACAGCCUCAUGCAUGGGAUACAGAAACUAUAGAUAUCGAUGUAAAGAGUGAGACUCCAAUUAAUAGAGGAAAAUUAAUUUGUGCUAGUGCAUUUGCAGGUCCUGAAGUUAAUUUUGGGAAUGGUCCUAGGUUGUUUAUAGAUAAUUUUGCUUAGAAUAGUGAUUUAAUUAUGCUGUUUAAAGAAUAUUUUGAAGAUGAAAAGAUAUUAAAAAUAUGGCAUAAUUAUGGUUUUGAUAAACACAUCUUUGGCAAUCAUGGAAUUAAUGUUAGAGGAUUUUUUGGAGAUACUAUGCAUAUGGCCAGACUAUUAGAUCCAUCCAAAUAGCCUUAAGAAUAUAGUUUAGCCAAAUUAUCAUUAGCCUACGAAGAAGAAAUUAGACUAGUUAAAACCAAAAGAAUGGAAUGUUUAUUGGCAAAACCCAACUUAACAGAUGAAGAAAGAAGUAGCCUCUAAUUAUUUGGAGAUCAUCUACUUGAUGUCAAUCUCAAAACUAGUAUGAAAUAGAUCUUUGGACAAAAUAAGGAAUUAAAAAAUGGUUAAGUUAGUAAAUUAAAAGUAUACCCUAAGAUAUUAUAAAUGCAUUGUCUCCCUCAGUAUAUUAAUUAAUGGAUUGAAUAUUCUACUCUGGAUUCAGAAAUAACAUAUUUUUUAUGUCUCACUUUAAAAGACUUAUUGAACAAAACAAAAAUAUUUUAUAACUUAAAAUCCACAGAUUCUGAUUAUCAGACAAAAAAAAAUGAAUUUGGAAUUAAUAAUUUAGGUGAUAUCUACAGUAAAUAUUGGAAUUCUUUAGGAGAAAUAUUAACAGAGUUAGAGCGGGAAGGUAUGCAAGUUGAUAUGGACCACGUAAAAAAUAUUAAGAUAAAAGCUGAAGAAGAUAUGAAAUAAUAUGAAUAAAACUUUAUUAAAUGGGUAUAAACUACUUAAGAAGGAGAUGUGUCUUAAUUCAAUUGUAGUAGUACUUAACAACUAUAAUAAUUAUUCUUUGCCCCAUGUAAGAAAUAGUAAGUGAAAAAGACACCUUAAACAAUGAAAGAAGAAGAAGAAGAGGAUGAAUAUCUUUCAGAUGGAAGGAAAAAAUCUAUAAGGAAAGAAGUUGAAGACUUACCUGAAGUAAAAGGAUUUUAGAUUGAUAAUAUACAUUAAAUUGUUAAAGAAAAUUAGAGAACUCCUCUAAAAUAUACUGAAAUGCUUAUAAAAGGUUUAGGAAUAGAACCUUUAAGUUAUACUCCUAGUGGAAUGCCAUAAGCUGAUUAUAAUGCCUUGAAGUAAUUAGCAGGAGAUGUAGAGAAGUAGCAAUAUGGAUUAAUAUAUCAUCACUUUGUUGGUAAAGGGGAGCCUUAAAAAGGCAUUGAUGCAUGCAUAGCAAUAAAUGAUUUAUUGGAAUUAAAGAGCAUAGAAGUUUUAUUGCAUACUUUUAUUAUCCCAUUAAUUGAAUUAACUGAUCCAUCAGGUCGUAUUCAUACCAGUAUUAAUAUAAAUACAGAAACUGGAAGAUUAAGUUCUAGAAAUCCAAAUUUAUUAAAUUAGCCUGCAUUAGAGAAGGAUAGAUAUAAAAUAAGAAAAUCCUUUAUAGCUAAAAAGGGAAACAAACUAAUAGUGGCUGAUUAUGGUUAAUUGGAAUUGAGAGUAUUAGCACACAUGACUAAAUGUAAAGCUAUGAUUGAUGCUUUUUUAAAAGGAGGAGAUUUUCAUUCUCGAACUGUCAUUGUAUGAAAUUAUUAUAAAUCUUUUAAGACCAUGUUUCCACAUAUCUAAGAAGAAAUAGAUAAAGGAGAAUUAUUAAUUGAAUGGGACAAAUCUAAAGGAAAAGCACCAGCUCCAUUAGUAAAAGACAAAUAUGCAGCUGAAAGAAGAAAGGCUAAAGUUUUGAAUUUUUCAAUCGCUUAUGGUAAAACUGCAACUGGAUUUGCAAAAGAUUGGUAAUGUGAAGUGAAGGAAGCAUAAAAAACUAUAGAUGCUUGGUUUGCUUAAAGAAAAGAAGUGGUAUUAUAUUUGGUUUAGUUAGGAAUAAUGGUAAUAUAAUGUGAGAAUGAUUGCAAAAAAUUAAUUUUUCACUUAAACUUUACUAGGAAGAUAUAGAUACUUGGAAAAAUAUUUUUAAUAAUAAACUAGAUCUUAUAUCAAUCAUGGAUUAAGAGCAGCGAUAAAUACUCCUAUUUAGGGAGGAGCUGCAGAUAUUGUAAUUGCAGCUAUGGUCAAAAUAUAUAAAAAUUAAUCAUUGAAAGAUUUGGGUUACAAAUUACUUUUGCAAGUUCAUGAUGAAUUGAUUCUCGUAAUUUAAUAGUUUAAAAUAUUUAUAGGAAGGUCCAGAAGAAAAUGCUUAGGAAGCUUUGAAGAUUGUAAAAGAGUUAAUGGAAAAUCCUUUUGAAAUUUAGCUAGAAUUACCAUUAGAAGUUGAUGCUAAAAUAGGAAAUAAUUGGUAUGAAUGCAAAUGA
Molecule: messenger RNA, 2654 nt
Organism: Paramecium octaurelia
Lineage: Eukaryota; Ciliophora; Oligohymenophorea; Peniculida; Parameciidae
Source: the annotation of a GenBank genome assembly